GGAAGGUAUGUCUUACAAUAUCCGAAGGCUAAGAUUCUUUGUUGAUGAUGUUUAUGGAAGUUUACAAGAGAAUCAGACAGUAGCCGAGCAGUUUUUUUUAUCUGAAGACGAUCACGAAUUGGAAGAAAUGAUGUGCAUGAUGGUACCUUAUGCACAUUAUAGCAGCUUUUGGGGCGUGGCUCGUGAUGAGCUGGCAACAAAGGCGGUGCAUACUCAGGAAAAGGAAUAUCUUCGGUUGUCAUGGACAGGUGGGAUAACACCGUUGACUUCAAGUACAUUUAUCCGUGCAGGUUAUGCUCAUCUUACGAAAGGAAGCUUUCUGUCGGACUUGCCGAUAGUUGGCCCUGCGUUGUCUAUGCUUUUUCAGGAGAGGGUUAUCGAGUCAUUGGUAGUGCGAAACGGAAAGAUCGUUUUUCGUGAUUUAGGGUAUAAUUGGAGGCUUGGGGUUCAUUAA
Molecule: messenger RNA, 454 nt
Organism: Phytomonas sp. EM1
Lineage: Eukaryota; Euglenozoa; Kinetoplastea; Trypanosomatida; Trypanosomatidae
Source: the annotation of a GenBank genome assembly